Molecule: messenger RNA, 2688 nt
Organism: Formica exsecta
Lineage: Eukaryota; Metazoa; Arthropoda; Insecta; Hymenoptera; Formicidae
Product: cleft lip and palate transmembrane protein 1 homolog
Exons: 6
Coding region: 145-2133 (662 amino acids)
Cellular component (GO): endomembrane system; membrane
Source: RefSeq, a predicted model, not a curated record
GUAUCGAAAUGGAAGAUACAACAUAGUGUAGCCAAUUAAAACUCGCUAUUUUGUACUGUCUAUUGUUCUUUCGCUUGAAAACCCACCUUGCAUUAAUAAUUUGGCGUUGAAGAUAUCAACAACUGAUUUCGAAAUAAACUUCUUAUGCUCCGUCCUCCGUCUGUGUUUCUUUUGUUUAUGCCCGAACAAGCAGGCACGAGAUCUGACAGAAAGAUGGUGGUUAUUACUGAAGAUGAUUGUCGUGACGGUGCGGAAGUAAAUGUUACAGAAAACAUGGAUAACAAUCAGCCCAACGUUGAAUUGGUUCCAAGAACGGAAGAAAAUAACGACGAGAGAAAUGCAAAUGCAGAAAAUGAUGAACAAAGAAGAAAGCCAUCACGUUUAGAAUCGUUCUUCGCCAUAACAAAAUCAUUAAUUAUACGAGCUCUUAUAAUUUAUUUUAUUAGUAGCUUCUUUAGACGUCCUGAUAAUAAUCCCAAGUCUCCCAAUACCAUUAGUGAUACACGUUUACAAGCUGUAAAUAUAUUUCCCAAUGGAACAUUGUUUGAUCUUAAUGUUUACUUGUCGGAAUUUGAGAAUUUUAAACAAUUCAACGAUCCGCGAUCAUUAAUUUGGUUCGAAGAAGGACUGAUUUAUGGAGAUUGGUAUAGUGGACCGAAUCAAGAUGGGUCCAGAACAUUCGAGUACUCGUUUGUUCCUUCAGAACAUCUAAAACAAAAUGGCUCUAUUUAUCUUCAUAUAUACAUAACAAAAAGUGGAAAAUCACCAAAUCCUAAAGCAGGCAAGGGAAUUUAUGCUGGUGAUUAUAUAGCCUACUCGAGAAAAAUGUUAAAUAAGUUUAAAAAAAUUAGAUAUCAGAAGAGACACAACUUAUUAACUGGCGAAAGUACUGCUAGUAAAGAGGAGAUAGCAAAAGCUGAAUUCAUGGAUCAAGAAUAUGUGUCGCACUGGCAUCCAAAUUUAACUGUUAAUUUAGUGGUUGAUCAAACCAAUUGGGUAUAUGGUCAAGUACCGCAACCAUUAGAUGAAUAUGUACAUUUCUUACCUGGUGGAAAUACAUAUAAGCCAAUAAUAUAUAUGAAUGAUUUCUGGAACAUGCAACGGGACUAUCAGCCAUUGAAUAAUACUAUAGAACAAUUAGAACUCAGAUUGACUUAUCAACCACUUUCAUUGUUUAAAUGGCAAAUUUAUGCAGCCCAGUCUGUUAGAAAUAAAUGGACAUCAUCAAUUAUGGGAGAAGCAUCUGACGAGGACGAUAACGAUCAAGAUACCUUGAAGGAAACUUUACUUGAAACAAAUCCAUAUCUACUAGGAUUGACUAUAAUUGUGUCAAUUUUACAUAGUGUAUUUGAAUUUUUAGCAUUUAAGAAUGAUAUUCAAUUCUGGAAUAAUCGGAAGUCCUUGGAAGGUCUGUCUGUUCGCUCUGUAUUUUUCAAUGUAUUCCAAUCUCUUGUUGUUCUUCUUUAUGUUUUGGACAACGAGACAAACACAGUUGUGCGCAUUAGCUGUGCAAUAGGUUUAUGCAUCGAAAUAUGGAAGAUAAACAAAGUUAUAGACAUUAACAUCAAUAGAGAAGCAAAAAUACUUGGAGUCUUUCCAAAGAUAUCAUUCCAAGAUAAGGGAUCAUAUGUGGAGUCUUCUACAAAGGAAUAUGAUAGACUUGCCUUUAAAUAUCUAUCAUGGGCUUUGUACCCUCUGUUAGGUGGAUAUGCGAUUUAUUCUUUAAUGUAUUUGGAACAUAAGGGAUGGUAUUCUUGGGUUCUCAAUAUGUUAUACGGAUUUCUAUUAACUUUCGGAUUCAUUAUGAUGACGCCGCAAUUGUUUAUUAAUUACAAACUGAAAAGCGUUGCACAUCUUCCGUGGCGUAUGCUGUCGUACAAAUUCCUGAACACAUUCAUCGAUGAUAUCUUUGCAUUUGUGAUAAAAAUGCCGACUUUGUACAGGAUCGGCUGCUUCCGCGACGAUAUUGUUUUCUGCAUAUUUUUGUACCAAAGAUGGAUAUACAAGACCGAUCAUACUAGAGUGAAUGAAUUCGGUUUUUCCGGGGAAAUGGAAAUACAACUGGCGGAAAAUAAGAAACAGGCAGCAAUCAAUGAUAGCCCGAAAGACGAAGUAACGAAAAAGAAUGAAUAAUAUUUGUGAUGUUUAAGUUAAGCAUCGAUCGUAUACGUUAUAUCCUACAUUGUCUCCGAAAAUUAAUAAAAUCGUCCGAUACCAAAGGAAUAUAAUUACACACAUUUAUAUUUAUUUAUAUAACUUUCUACAUAUAAUUGUGUGUGUAUCUGUAUAUUCUAUUAAAGUAUUCCCGAAUCCACUACAUGUUAUAUGAGCAUAUUGCGAUGUGCAUUGUGAAACAAAAUAGCGAACAAUUUCUGCUGAAAACAUCUUAUUUCAUUUUCUAUCCAAAUUUAUUACAAGAUAUUACGAAAAGAUUAAAGUUAUUGAACGCACUUUCACAUGAUAUAUAAUCUUAUAUUAGAAAUUAUAAAUGUAAAUUAUAUGCUCAGUAGCAUUUAUGACAUUCGUGUAUAUGUCUAAUUGUAAAGUGAAUAUACUGCAGCGAAAAACAUCGUCCUAUCUAACCAAACACAUGAAAAUCCAAUGCAUAUGAACGAUUUCAAACAAGUCAUUACUCAUAUUAUUGGGCGAGAUAUUGUUCUACGAAAUAAAAUUACUUUAAUUAUCAUA